GCAGCAGGUAGUAGAACAUGGCAAUCGGCAUGACUCUGGCACUGCAGGCGAUGCCUCUAACCUUCCUGGUGCUGCUUCUGCUCCACAAUGCCCCAGGUGUGGGUGCCCAGACGUAUUCGGACUUCAAGCUGCAGCAGCCCCAGGGCCCGGUGGUGGUGACCAAAGGGGAGAUACUGACCCUGAACUGCACAGUGUCUGGAUCGGGUCCUGUUGGCCCUCUGAAGUGGCUGAAGGGCUGGGGCAGCAGCAAUCAAACCAUUUAUGAGCAGAAAGGCUCCUUCCCACGUGUGAUGAUUGCAAUCAAUGACUCCAGCACAGACUUCACCAUCCAUAUCAGGGAUGUCCGUCUUGAGGACGCCGGCACCUAUUACUGUGUGAAGUUUAGCAAAGGCAUCUUUGGUGAUGAGGUGUUUAAGAAGGGUGGGGGCACGGCGGUGUUGGUGCACGCCAGACCCUCCAGGCUGGCCGUGUCAGGACCGAGUCACCGAGCGGCGCCAGGGCAGUCGGUGUCCUUCACCUGCAGUGCCAGAGGGUUCUCCCCCCGUGACAUCCAGGUGCAAUGGCUCAAGAACAGCUCUCCAGUUCGGGCUGUGCUGUCCCACAUCACCUCAGAGCUGUCAAAUUCCUCCUACCGCAUGUCCAGCACCGUACAGGUGAUGCUGCAGAAGGACGACGUCCACUCCAAUCUCACCUGCCAGGUGCAGCACAGCACGUUGGCAGCCCCACUGAGGAGGACGUACGCGCUGGGCCAGGUCCUGCGAGUUCCCCCCAGCGUGUCUGUGGUCGCUGCACCGCCGGGCGCCGUGGAGGUGAACAAGACGGUGAACUUCACCUGCCGUGUGCGGGGCUUCUACCCGGGAGCUGUGAACGUCACCUGGCUG
Meleagris gallopavo (turkey) is the source of this 881-nucleotide messenger RNA. NCBI's taxonomy places the organism in Eukaryota, Metazoa, Chordata, Aves, Galliformes, Phasianidae. The record is from RefSeq and is a predicted model, not a curated record.